Messenger RNA from Mesorhabditis spiculigera, 879 nucleotides. The record is from the annotation of a GenBank genome assembly. NCBI's taxonomy places the organism in Eukaryota, Metazoa, Nematoda, Chromadorea, Rhabditida, Rhabditidae.
AUGUCUGCAGGGAGGCUUCGCUGGGCAGUGAACUUGCGAGAACUCGAGAAGUGCACCCAUUUUGAGGCAUACUACCGCACAGGCGUCCAAUGCGUAACCGAGAAGGAGUACGAAGAGCAUAGGAGAUUUGUCUACCGAGAUGAUUCGCUUGCCUGCCUCGUCAGUCGACUACUGGCCCGCCAAUUUGCUGUGACAACGACAAAUUCGGAUUGGAAUCGGGUCGUCAUAGCCAGGACCGAGAGAGGGAAGCCAUUUGUCGAAUCUCCCAGCAGCGCUCAUCAGUUCAACAUUUCUCAUCAUGGAGAAUACGUGGUGCUCGCCUCUGAUUCUAAGCAUCGGGUUGGCGUUGAUGUGAUGCGCGUCGACAUGGAUCGAGGGGAAACUGCCGAUUCUCAUAGGCAAAAGAUGAAGAAUCUAUUCACGGUCGGCGAGCACGCUUAUAUGGAAAAACAGACCACAGAAAUCGACAAGUGGAGGGCAUUUUACCGCGUUUGGUGCCUGAAAGAGGCUAUACUGAAAGCCACCGGCAUCGGAUUGGUAAAAGAUCUACGUACAAUUGAUUUCACGCUGGAUGAAACUACAAGCCACUUACCUGGUCGAUAUCUGCUGGAUACACAAUGUACGGAAAACGGCCAGCCACUUGAUGAAUACGUUUUUGAAGAGCAGUACAUAGACGACAAUCAUCCUGUCGCCGUUGGAACGUCGUUCGAAGAUAUUGCCCGAGCAAAAGAAGCCAGAAAAGCUUUCCAAACGAGUCCAAAUAAUUUCGAGCCCCUUGGGUGGGAGCGACUGCUCCAGGGCACGCAAUGCCUGAAUAUGUUACCUGAUUCCGGAAUAGCCGCCUUUGAUGAACUGUCCCUGAAGGAGUUGAAGCCUUUU